This is a messenger RNA of Daphnia magna, 1010 nucleotides long. It is a transcript of the gene Poxn, whose product is annotated as paired box pox-neuro protein. The transcript has 4 exons. Gene Ontology annotation, biological process: regulation of transcription by RNA polymerase II; anatomical structure development. Gene Ontology annotation, molecular function: RNA polymerase II cis-regulatory region sequence-specific DNA binding; DNA-binding transcription factor activity, RNA polymerase II-specific. The record is from RefSeq and is a predicted model, not a curated record. The coding region runs from base 259 to 1008 and encodes 249 amino acids. Lineage: Eukaryota; Metazoa; Arthropoda; Branchiopoda; Diplostraca; Daphniidae.
UUUGCCAUCCCUCUUCCGAAAACCGAUACGCCGUUGAUUGGUGGCCCUGGACCGAAAAUCUUUGCACCAGUCACUGUGUCAUCCGAGCGUAUAAAAGUCCUCAAUCGCUUCGAUUUGCUCGCUAUAAUUCGUUUUUCAUCGCAAGUUUCAGUGCCACGUCCUUUGGAUUUCCAUUUUCUUCUCAAUCCAUUAAGCAGGACGCCAUUUUUCCGCCCCUGCGUCACGUCAUCCGCCCCGUUUACUGCUGGAUUGGAGAUCAUGCCCCACACAGGUCAAGCCGGAGUCAAUCAGUUGGGUGGCGUUUUCGUUAAUGGACGACCUCUACCAGAUUACGUUCGCCGACGGAUCGUUCAGCUGGCGCUCCUCGGUGUUCGUCCGUGCGACAUUUCACGACAAUUGCUCGUCUCUCACGGAUGCGUUUCUAAAAUACUCACCCGUUUUUAUGAAACAGGAUCCAUCCGGCCCGGAUCGGUUGCCGUCAACAACAAGCACAAGAUCGCGACGCCUAGCGUCGUCCGCAAGGUUCUACGACUGAAGAGCGAACGGCCAUCGCUUUUCGCUUCUGAGAUCCGCGAAGCUUUGCUGAGCCAACGAAUUUGCGAUCCAGGUCAGGUGCCAUCAGUUUCAUCCAUUAAUCGAAUCCUCCGCGAGGCUGCAUCCGCUUCCAGUUCUUUAGCGGCAGAAUGGCCCGGUCUAAUGGUAGGUCAUCACAUGCAGCAGCUUUUCAUCGGCAAUCAAUCAGCAACGCUCCAGCAACACCACGAAGCGUUGCCUGGAACGGCACAGCAAUCGGCCGGACUUUCAAAUAUGCAUCAAUUGGAUUUGUCGAUUCCAUCGACAUCAGCCACAUCAUCCAGCUACGAUCCAGCGCCAUUAGAUUGUAGUAGCAGCAAGCGGACGUCUGACGUCCAUCCAGUCGUUCCAUCUCCAGUUGCGCAAUCUCAAACUGUUAAACGUAAAAAGAUUUCGUACGCCAUCGAAGAUUUGCUGAAAAAGGACGACAGUUAAAG